Messenger RNA from Aedes albopictus (Asian tiger mosquito), 1999 nucleotides. RefSeq lists its product as uncharacterized. Lineage: Eukaryota; Metazoa; Arthropoda; Insecta; Diptera; Culicidae. Gene Ontology annotation, molecular function: structural constituent of chitin-based larval cuticle. The transcript has 4 exons. The record is from RefSeq and is a predicted model, not a curated record. The coding region runs from base 199 to 1872 and encodes 557 amino acids. Gene Ontology annotation, cellular component: chitin-based extracellular matrix.
GAGUUAGUUUUGAGUUGAAUUUUGACCGCGGUGGAAAAGUAUAAGCGCGCGCGUCCGAGAAUCGAAUAGGAUCACGCGUUCUAUAGCGAGUGGAUGGGUGGAAUCCUUGGAAAGGAAAAUCAGCCAUAAGAAGAGGCUUAAUGAAAAGGACUGUUUCAGAAGAUUUCAGUGAACGUUGAAAGGACAAUCCUAAGGACAAUGAAGCUGCCAUUAGUGUUGGGAGUUGUGCUUGGGUGCUUUCUUUCGGUGCAAUCAGACCAAUCGGAUUUCAACCAUAUCAACUCGGAUGGAUCGUUUAGUUUUGGAUUGAAAAACUCCGAUGUAGGUGGACACUACCACACGGCCAGCGGGAAUCCGAAAACAAUCGUCCGCGGAAGAUUCGGAAGUCGUCAACCGGAUUCGGGUCGAGUCGAGGAAACCGUCUACACGGCCGGUCCCAGAGGGUUCCGCGCUCGUGGUCCAAAAAUUCAUCGCAAACAAAACCUAUCGCAGGUACCGCGUGGUCCCAUUGGUACACCGGAGGACCCCCAGGCCGAUCCGUAUGACGAUCCCAGCUAUGAUUUCCAGUUCAAAACCCGUAACUACCAACGGCGCGAGGGAUCCGAUGCCAACGGGCGGGUCAACGGGCUGUACACCUACGUGGAUGACGUUGGCGAACAGCAUUCGGUUCGGUACUCAGCUGGUUCGGGGACUGGUUUUGAGGUGGCCAAUCCGGUCCCGGAUGCACCCAAUACGAUAGCCUACGAGAGCCCUCUGUAUAAAACGCACAAGCAGGUGCGGGGAAAGGUCGCAUUCGAAAGUGGACCGAGCGGUUCCGGGCAGUAUAAGUUACUGUCGGUGGGGCCUGAUCAGCGAAGAUCGGAAACAACGGGUCCGGAUGGUAUCACACGAGGUUCAUAUUCGUACUUGGAUGACAAAGGGUUGCAACGAACGGUACAGUAUAUAGCGGGGGCAGGGAUUGGCUACAAGGUUGUUCAAAGCACUACGGGAGCUGGAAGCCAUUUGCUGGCAUCGCCUGCCACAAACUUUGCCAUAAGUCACGUCGAACAAAGCGACGUGGCGGAUAACAAUAACCCAAGUUACACCGCAAGUCCAUCUGGACCUGCUUCGUUCCCUAGUGGCGGAGGUGAUCGACCGGGAAGUGGUGGGUCAAGACCAACCGCCGCAGGCUACGACGGGGCACGACCAACCGGGCCCGGGUUCGACGGGUCACGGCCAUCCGGAAGUGGUUAUGACGGAGCGAAACCAGAUCAUGAUGGUUACGAUAGCGGUCGUCCAACAGGGCCUGCAUUCGAUGACGACUUCGACAGGAAGCGACCAACCACUCCACCAAGCAAUAAGGUGCCCUCAAGCACAGACCGCCCUGAUCCCAGCGAUACCAAGGUGCGUUUCCCGGAUGACGAUUCCGAUUAUGGAGGCAAGCCGCAAGAUGGAAGCAUAAUAGGGCUCGUUCCUCCCAAGUACGACUAUGAACCCACGGAAGAUCCAUCUCUAUCGGGACCGUUUGACAUCAGCAUCUCCAGCGGGCCAUCAGGCCCUUCCGGAUCCGGUUAUCCGAACUUUGACGAAUCGGCUCCGGGCGCGUUCAACUCUAACGAUUUCACCAAUUACCCCGAGGUAAGCUACGACCGGAAGAAGCUUGAGGAGGACCGCAAGAAGGACUGGCGAGACUUUGCAAAGGAUUCCACGAUCAUCAAAAACGUAGGCGACUGGUAUGUGGGACUGGCACCGGGAGCCUCCGUGAGGGCUCACAUCCAAAACAUUGACCUACUGCCAUAUGGAGGGCGAGCUCCCUCGCCAAGUGAGGCCCUGCGAAGAGACACCCAGUCCAAACCGAAACGACCGCCGUCGUCGUAUGAGCGAAGGCGGUGAGAGAUGUGCCUAGUGUGAUUUGAUUUUACCGACUAUUGUAUGCGUAUCGAGAUAUGAUCGAGAAUUAAGUUCAAGAGAAUUAGAAUUGUAAAUAAAUUAUAUUGGUAUGUACUGAACAAAGAGGAAA